GUUUGGUAACGUGUGGCUAGAAGUCACUUACGUGCCGAAUAUCACUGACUAGUUUAACAAUGUAUAGUCGAAUCUUGAUAAAUCCAUUUCACAAGGGAUGUGUAAUUUUUUCUAAAUGUCUAACUAGAAAACCACCUGCCAAUUCUAGUUGGGUAAGAACCUUAUCGCAGGGUACACAAAGCUCGAACAGUCACGAUUUCCAUGAAAAAGAUGGCCAUGGGAAUGCGAGACGACUGACAAUCACUGGGCUUGGCGCCAUCACUCUUGCAGGCCUAUACUAUUAUUACAAGAAGAACAUUCCUACAGUAUGGGCCCAUGAAAAAAAAGAAAGUGAGGUAAAUACUGUGGCAAGAGAACCUGGUAGUUUUGUGGAUGGACUACCAGUUUACACCUCAGAUGAUGUUGCCAAACAUAGAGAUGAAUCCACUGGCAUAUGGAUCAGUUACAAAAGUGGUGUCUAUGACAUCACUCCGUUCAUCAAAAUUCAUCCUGGAGGAGAUACGAUUUUGCUCGGAGCUGGGGGCUCAGUUGAGCCGUUCUGGUCUCUCUAUGCAAUCCAUCAGCAACCUGGAAUUUUGGCUCUUAUGGAAGAAUACAGAAUUGGUAAUUUGACCAAAGGUGAAGAACACUUGGCUAUGGCGAAUAUGGAUGAUCCAUAUGCAAAUGAUCCUCGAAGACAUCCGGCACUAGUAGUAAGGACAAAAAAACCCUUCAAUGCUGAAACUCCUGGCUUUUUACUCGUGGAAAGCUUCAUCACACCAACAGAUAUUUUCUACGUUCGUCAUCAUUUUCCCGUUCCAGAUGUCGAUCCUUCAAGCGAAAGCUACUCCCUAGAAGUUGUUGGCCUUGAUGAAAAAGAUAGCUUGAAUUUGAAUUUAGACCAGUUGAAAACAGCCUACGCUCCACACACUGUUACCGCCGUGCUGCAAUGCACAGGCAACAGGCGAUCGGAAAUGAAUCGCGUCAAGCCCACGAAAGGUUUGGAAUGGGGCCAAGGAGCAAUAGGCAACGCAGUUUGGAAGGGCGCCCGCCUUAGAGAUGUGUUGCUUGCUGUCGGUGUCACAGAUAGCGAUGAGAACGAAAACUGGCAUGUGCGAUUUGAUGGGUUGGAUACAGAUCCGACUAGCGCACCGUACGCAAUUUCUAUUCCGUUAACUAAAGCCAUGGAUCCACGGGGAGAUGUCAUUCUGGCAUACGAAAUGAACGGCGAACAGCUUACUCGCGAUCAUGGUUUCCCAUUGCGAGUCAUCAUACCUGGAACUACUGGCGCUCGUUGGGUCAAAUGGUUAACUCGAAUUGAAGUCUCCAAAAAUGAAUGCGAAUCUCACUGGCAACAGUUUGAUUACAAAAGCUUUAAUCCGUCAACGGAGUGGGAUAAAGUGGAUUUCUCCACAGCCCCAGCCAUUCAGGAGAUGCCGGUGACUAGCGUCGUGUGCGAUCCCCACGACGGUGAAAAAGUGAAACUAAAAGAUGGAAAACUUAAUCUACGAGGAUAUGCGUGGAGCGGUGGUGGACGUGGAAUUGUGCGGGUAGAUGUCAGUGUCGAUUUGGGCAAAACAUGGCAUGUGGCCCAACUAAUUGAUUCAGUCAAGGUAAGUAAACAAUGGGCAUGGACCCGAUGGCAGGCCAACUUGCCUGUUCAAACGAAGGAAACGGAAGUCUGGGUCCGAGCGGUCGAUUCUAGUUAUAACACGCAACCUGAAGGAAUGGAACAUCUUUGGAACAUGCGUGGAGUUCUGGCCGUUGGCUAUCACAAAAUCAAAGUAUCGGUGGACGAAAAUUAAACCAUGACAGAAAGAAAGAAUAUUCCUUGUUACAACUGAUGUAUUUUCCCAAUAUAUGCUUGUUAAAAACCUACAGAUUUUUAUUACACAAUUCUGAAAUUUCAA
Molecule: messenger RNA, 1889 nt
Organism: Daphnia carinata
Lineage: Eukaryota; Metazoa; Arthropoda; Branchiopoda; Diplostraca; Daphniidae
Product: sulfite oxidase-like
Exons: 7
Coding region: 60-1784 (574 amino acids)
Cellular component (GO): mitochondrion
Molecular function (GO): molybdenum ion binding; heme binding; oxidoreductase activity
Source: RefSeq, a predicted model, not a curated record